Molecule: messenger RNA, 3057 nt
Organism: Haemorhous mexicanus (house finch)
Lineage: Eukaryota; Metazoa; Chordata; Aves; Passeriformes; Fringillidae
Gene: B3GALNT1
Product: beta-1,3-N-acetylgalactosaminyltransferase 1 (globoside blood group)
Exons: 2
Coding region: 726-1712 (328 amino acids)
Cellular component (GO): membrane
Molecular function (GO): N-acetyl-beta-D-glucosaminide beta-(1,3)-galactosyltransferase activity
Source: RefSeq, a predicted model, not a curated record
ACAUUAGAGCAUCGCAGCCCGGGGUCUUGCAAAAUUGCCUCUCGUUUCGAUUGGUGUUAAGUUUAAGAAUGUAGAAUCGGUGGCUGGUUUGGGCUGGAAGGACUUGAAGCAUUCUCUCGUUCACCUCCUGCCGUGUGCAGGGACACCUCCCAUUGUCCAGGCUGCGUCCAAGCCGGCCUUAAAGCCAGCUUUAAAUAAUACAUUUCCAAAUUAUUUCUGCUGGUAGCUUUAAAAAGGAUUUAUUUUCCUAUACACCUAUUAUUAUGGUAUUUUAAAACCAUCCUAUUGGACUAUUGGUUAUUAUAAUUAGUAAUCUUUAAUAAAUAUGAGAAUUUCCCACCUUUUUCCUGCCCAAGCACGUCCACAUUGCACAAUCCCCUACCUGGGUGGAGAUGGAGCUAAAUCCCCGUGGAGCGUUCUGAGCCUUGUGUUGCAUCACGUUUAUUUCAAAAGUCACCGAUUUUAUCUUUUGGCACAAUCUCAGCUUGGAAGAAAAUGAGAGUAAUGCCCUGGAAGGAGCUGUGGAGGGGAAAAAGUGCCAGCACAAAGUCUGGAAGUGGAGGAGGAGCUGGAAGGGCAGGACCUGCACCGUGACUGAGCAGAAGUGCUCAGACCUUGCUGACUCAACUGCCUCACUUUGCUUCAAGCACUUGAAAUAGGAGAAGCAAGGAAGAUGCUCCAGGGCUCACGGGACAGAUUCUGAGCGGCACCAGCAGAUCCCGACCAUGAUCCCGGUCCCGAUCAGCGCCUUGUGCAUGAGGCCUUUGAAAUGGAUUUUCCUGUUGCUGCUGGUGUUUUCCCUGAUCACCAUGUGGUACAUAACCUUGUCCUCCAGGGCUGGCCUGGACACCAUGAACCCUCUGUACUUCUACGAGUACGAGCCCGUGUACCAGCAGCCGCGCCCGUUCACGCUGCGCGAGCGCCCCACGUGCGCCGACCUCCGCCCCUUCCUGGUCAUCCUGGUGGCUUCCAGCCCCGGGGACGUGAAAGCCAGGCAGGCCGUCAGGAUCACGUGGGGCUCCCAGAACUCCUGGUGGGGCCAGCACAUCCUGACACUGUUCCUGCUGGGGCAGGACACGCAGAGGGAGGACAGGGCGGCGGCGCUGGCGGUGGAGGACGAGAGCAUCCUCUACGGGGACAUCAUCCGCCAGGACUUCGCGGACACUUAUGACAACCUCACCCUGAAGACCAUCAUGGCCUUCCAGUGGUUCUCCGAGUUCUGUUCCAGCGCCAGGUUCCUCAUGAAGACCGACGCCGAUGUCUUCAUCAACGUGCCCAACCUGGUGAAGCUCCUGCUGCAGCUGAACUCCUCGGAGAACGUUUUCACCGGGUACCCCCUCAUCGACAACUUCGCCUACCGAGGCUUCGACAGGAAAAGGUUCAUCUCCUACCAGGAAUAUCCCUUCAAGCUCUAUCCUCCCUACUGCAGCGGCCUGGGAUACAUCCUGGAUGGAAAACUGGCCCUGAGGACAUACGAGCUGAUGGGCCACGUCAAACCUCUGAAAUUCGAGGAUGUUUAUGUGGGAAUUUGCUUAAAUAUACUCAAAGUCAACAUCACUCUUCCACAAGAUGCAGAACAAUUCUUUCUCUAUAAAAUCAACUUUGAUAUCUGUAAGUACAGGCAUUUGAUUGCGGUUCAUGGCCUUACAUCAAGUGAGCUGAUCCAGUUUUGGCAGGAUUUGUCUUCCAACACCUCACAAACUUGCCUUUGAUUGUGGAUUUCUUUAGAAACUUCAGUUUGCUCUAAGAGUGACUACAGAGUGCUCUGGAGAUGGCUCUGACUGCUGGGGCAGCGUUUCUCUAGGGCAUUCCAGUGCUUUUCAGCAAAACCAGGGAUUCACAAAGCCUUUUCCAGGUGUGUAUCCCACACCCAGAGGGUGCCUUGGAAUGCUCUGUCCCAUCUGCCUCUGCUGCCUUUCCAUGAGCUCCGAGCAGCCCUGGGAUUUCCCCCUGAAUCUUCUGGAAUUCCAUCAAGGGAAUGCCAUCAAGGGAAGAAGUUCCUGCCAAGAGAGCAGAUUGGAGGAUGCUUCCUGAAUUCCUGCCUGGAUUGGUUUUAUUGCUUUAUUGCCACUCUCCUUUAUUUGUUCUCUGCCCAGCACGGAAUUAAACCCAACCCACCCCAACCUGUUUUCUGUGUAAGGCUCCUGAGACUGUUACACCUUGUUAUUUAAAUGUGUCACCUCCACAGCGCUCCCAGGAGCGUUCCCAGCCUGGGGAUCCCGUGGGAUCUGCAGGAGCUGGUGAGAAAUGCUGGAAAUGUGAUGCACUUUGUGUGUGCACAUGAAAUGGAAUGACUUGGGUGUCUCUGCUGGUGUCCCCAGACCAGGGAGAUGGAGUGGAGCUCAUGAUCAAUUUGGACAUCCCAAAACCAGCAGGAUCAUCAAUCCCCCCACCCCUGUGUGUGUGUGGUGCAUCCCAGGAUUUUUGGAACCCUGUAGGGAAGAUGAAAAACCGCUUUUGUUGUGACUUAUGCCUAUUUCUAAAUGAGUUUUUUGGUUCUAGCUCGAAAAUGCAAAAAAAGAAGAAAUCCCCCCACUGCUACUUUAAAGAAGACCAGCUCCUCCCUGUGUGUGAAGACCAUUUUUUAAUCACUUUAUUCAUAUCAGCAAGGCCCAGUUUUCAGUAGUUUACACUUCUAAUGGACAACGAUACAGAAUUUGCAAUUGCAUGAACAGAAUUAACCUGGACACAUCCACUACACGGGGGAGGGACUGCGGAGACGUCCUGGCCACGCUCCAGGGCUUCCCCUCGGGCUGGCACCACCCCACAGCCCUGGCAGAGCUGGGGGCUGGCUGCCCACAGCCCUGGCAGAGCUCGGGGCUGCCCAGAGCUGCAGCAGCAGGCUCAGGGGUCACCAGAGCCCCCAGCAGUCGGGGGACACUGCUGGCUUUGGCUCUGCUCCACAGCCGCACCUGGCCCUGGGGUGGGAUUGCAGGAUGGGCUUGUGGUUUUACAGGGAUGAAAAAGUCUUGGGGACAACACUCUCCAGACAAGGAUUUCGGUGUUCUGAUGGUGAAAAGGUCAAAGCUUUUAAAAAAUAAAGGCUAUUUUCUUUUC